Molecule: messenger RNA, 3442 nt
Organism: Sycon ciliatum
Lineage: Eukaryota; Metazoa; Porifera; Calcarea; Leucosolenida; Sycettidae
Product: serine/threonine-protein kinase BRSK2-like
Exons: 25
Coding region: 545-3241 (898 amino acids)
Biological process (GO): microtubule cytoskeleton organization; protein phosphorylation; intracellular signal transduction
Cellular component (GO): cytoplasm
Molecular function (GO): protein serine/threonine kinase activity; tau-protein kinase activity; ATP binding
Source: RefSeq, a predicted model, not a curated record
CAACAGUCCAGGCGGCGCAUAGCUACAAUUUGUAGUGGCCUGCUUUUGACUUGGGGGCAGAUAGACGACAGCUCAUCACAGAAAAGGAGAAAAGACUUCUGCCUGGUACUACUUUCUCUGCAUGCUUUGGCGAAGGUCGCGCGCUGUCAGCAUUUUAUCCAGAGAUAGAAGACUGUGUUUCUCUCCGCUCUCAUGCGGAGCGAAAGCAGCUGGGACACAAAGUCGCUGAGUGCAAGAGUGAUACUGUAGGCAUUCCAUUCGUUUUGUUUACAAUUCACGUACCGGCGCUGUGGUGCUUGGAAGGAAAGAUAGCGCAACGGGACAGGGCACGGUUGAUGUGCACCAUCAGUGUAUUACUUACUAGCGUUCACCCAGACUGCUGUGUGUCCUUGGCCCAGAACGCACUCCUGGAGUGAGUGGGUGAGUGUGACUGGUAGUGUGAGGCCAUUAGGGUCUGUAGAACUGCUGUUAUCUGCCGAUUGGCGAAGUCACGACAGGACACGCUCUGGGAACUAGUAGUGCUGCAGUCGACUGAUGAGCCAUCAUGCCUGAGUGCCAGACUGCAACCUCGCCAACCUCGCCAAUGUCCAUUCCGGACGCCCAGCGGCGUGGCCGUGAGUGCUCCACCACGUCCAGUGGCAGCGCAAAGAGUCCGGAAACCGCCGUGCCAAGCAAGCCAUCGACGACGUCAACAACAACAGCUACUACCAGUAGACCAGGCAGCGGUGGUAGUGCCAGUGCCGCUCCAUCCAGCCGACCGUCCUCAGCACCGGAUUGCGGUGGACAACAGCAUCGGCGCCAUCAUCGGCACAAGCAGCUGAGAGCUGUGGGACCGUACCUACUGGGCAAAACCCUGGGCAAGGGGCAGACUGGACUGGUUAAGCUCGCCACGCAUUGUAAGACGAAAAAGAAAGUUGCCAUCAAGAUCAUCGACCGCUCCCAUGUCAAGGAGUCAGUCGUGCGAAAGGUUGAGCGGGAGAUUGUCGUCAUGAAGCUUAUACAGCACCCGCAUCUCCUGAGACUGUUCGACGUCUAUGACAACACAAAAUAUCUCUUCCUGGUCCUGGAGUAUGUCGAGGGUGGAGAGCUAUUUGACUACUUGGUGAAGAGGGGACGGUUAUCGCCGAAAGAAGCGCGGCGUCUAUUUCGACAGAUCGUGUCGGCAAUCAGCUACUGUCAUGAUCACAGCGUGUGCCACCGAGACUUGAAGCCAGAGAAUCUGCUUCUCGACUCAAAGAAUGACAUUCGCGUUGCUGACUUUGGAAUGGCUAAUCUGCAGAUUGAAGUGAUGAGAACAAGUUGUGGCUCUCCUCACUAUGCUGCUCCUGAAGUGAUCAUGGGUGAACACUAUGACGGUUUCAAGGCUGAUGUGUGGAGCUGCGGUGUGAUACUGUACGCCUUACUAGCUGGUCAGCUGCCAUUUGAUGACCCCAACCUAUCCACUCUUCUGGAGAAGGUGAAGUUUGGCCACUUUGAAAUGCCAGCCUACUUCCCACCAAAAGCACAGCGCUUGAUCUUCCGCAUGCUGGAGAGGAACCCAGCCAAUCGCAUUUCACUGAAGCAAGUAAUGAAGGAUGACUGGUUACAAUGGGACCAGGAAACGAGUGGUAUCAACGAAAUGCCUGGCCCCGAGACCGAGACGAUUGAAGCUGUACAGACGUGGAAGCUGAAGGAUGGUGAGAUCGACGAUGACAUCUUCAAGAACAUGCUGUCGUUUACCUGUUUCAAGGACAAGGACGAGCUCAUAGCAGCUCUGACCUGUGAAGAGCGCAACAUGGAGAAGGCCGUGUACUUUCUACUGCUUCGUCGCAAAGGGGAAAAUCCCGCCGUGUCUGAUGACAGUGACAUUGAAGACAUCAACUUUGAGCACAAUGGCUACCGGUUUGACGCACGGAAGCGAACGGACUCCGUCUCCUCCACACACGAGACGCGCGCAUCGUCGGUGUCCUUGGGAAGCUCUUUCAAUGGACAGCACCAGCAAGAAGUUCGCAGCGGCAGCAGUGCCAGUGCUGGCAAGGCUGCUCCGGAAAUGGCCAUGGCUCGGAUUAGUGACCAGAUGCGCUCCAGAACACACAGCGACUGUUCACCGUUGUUGAAAGCAAAAACACAGGCAGUACUGCGUGUAACACCACUACCGCCCAACACGGGCGCCGUGCGCCGAGACAGCAGCCCAUCGGCAAUGAGCUUCUCCAGCCUGCCCGGAUCGCCGCGCGAGUCACCGCGCUCCUCUCCGCGAGGCCGCCGUCGCCCCAGCGGCAGUAUCCCGCCACCGCUCAGCCUGACGGCCGAACGACCACAGCGCUACAGUGUGGGUGCAGCACCUGUGACGUCACCUGGAGCUACGCCAGCAGCGGGUCCAGGAUCUGUCUGUAGCCCACUGGUCAGUCCCCCUAUGAGCCCACACAGCAACAGUCCAGGUCUGCUAAGACGGCUCAGCCAGGCUUUCAUCGGCGGAACACCCCAAUUUCAUCGCAGGAAUCUUGACGGUCAAGAAGUUACAGCGCUGGAGAGGAACUCACUCGACACACCCAGCACACCAACCACGAUCAAGCGUAGCUGGUUUACCAAUCAACUUGAGUGUGACGAGAUUUAUUUCCUAGUGGACCGGAAGGACCUGGCAGCGCUGAAAGCCGAUAUCAACGAUGUGCUGAAGGCGCUUGACGUGGAUGUCGAUACAGCGGGCUCCACACCGACCGUAAUCAAAUGCGAGUAUUCGUACGAGCGCAAAUACAAGCUAACGAAGCACAAGAAGAUGACGUUCGUUCUGGAGUUGACUGCUGUUGACGACGUUAAGCUGAAAUACUGCCUUACCUACACGAUGACGUGUCGCAAAACCUCCGGGUCUGCUCGCCGUUUCCGUGGUAUCUGUGAGCGUCUCCAAGGUUACCUGCAGUCGCGGCCGCAGAUGAGCUCUCCGGACGCGGUGAGCGACGACGAGGUUCUCCGUGGCGACGACACCACCGCCGUGGCAACCACCACCCCGUCGCCGGGAGAAGCGGAUAGCGCUUAUCAGAGCACUGCAAGCCCGGACCAAUCUAGCGAGGUAGUGGGCGAGACGUCCCCUGGCGGCGGCGAUGGUGACACACCGACGCGUGGCCCGCCACGUCGCAAGCUGAGCAAGCGCAAGAACUUCACACGCACCUACCCGAAAGACCAGCAAGAGGGCGGCGAGUCUGCGACAGCCGCCGCCGCUGCCACUGCUACCGACACAAGUCCUGAGUCAGUGCAGGUUGAAGUCUGAUGAUCGUGUCUUGCUGGGUGUGCAUCGUACAGACAAUAACCAUGUGUAGCUGGGUGUGUAUUGCACAGACAAUGAUCUCGCGCCUUGCUGGCUGUGCAGCGUACAGACAAGAACAUGCGUAGCUGUGGUGACUACACAAGCAUGCAUCGCUUUGAGUUGGUGUGUUGUUGUAGUUACACAGCCUUGAAGUUGAUCUUCUCC